Messenger RNA from Symsagittifera roscoffensis, 2014 nucleotides. Its product is annotated as IQ motif and ankyrin repeat domain-containing protein 1-like. The transcript is spliced from 14 exons. The record is from RefSeq and is a predicted model, not a curated record. The coding region runs from base 104 to 1939 and encodes 611 amino acids. NCBI's taxonomy places the organism in Eukaryota, Metazoa, Xenacoelomorpha, Acoela, Convolutidae. Gene Ontology annotation, molecular function: protein binding.
UGCAUGUUUAAUGUGCACCGUUAAAAAAAGCGUGUAUCAAUGUAAUUUUAACCAUGCGCAGAGAUGAUUCUGUAGGUUAAUAUACCAUUUUGCAUGUUUAAAAAUGCCUCCAAAAAAGCCGCCAGUUAAACCGGUGCCAGCCAAACCCAAAGUCACGCCUACCCAGAAACCAGCAGCAAAAUCGACAACUAAAAAUCAGACUGGACCCAAAAGCCAACAGUCUAAACCAGCACAGGUCAACAACAAACAGCAGAGUAAAGCUGCUCCUGAGAACAAUGAAGUCACGAAAAUAGCUGAAGUGAAAAAAUGGACCAAAGAAGACGAGGCUGCCAGGACUAUUCAAUGUGGAUGCAGACAGUUUGUGGCCAGAAAAGAGCUGGAAAGGCGUCGAAAACAGAAGAAAGAUUAUGAAGAAACCAUGGAGCGCCUAGAAAAAGAAGCGUUCGUGGCUCUGGUUCGAAUGGAACAGGAGCGGCUGAGGAAGGAGCAGGAGAAGGAGGACGAAGAGAGGCGGAGGAAGAGGGAGCAGAAGAAGAGGGAGGCCAGGAUGUUGGAGGCCGCAUUCGACGGCGACAAUGACGUCAUCAAAACUGUACUCGCUGAGGUCAGCGAAAUGGAUGACCAAGCGGGUAUACUGAAAGAGGGCUUUGGGGGGUACUUGAGAAAGAGACAUCAGCUGGAGAUGGUGGACUGUAGAGAUGCCAAUGGGAACUCCCCCCUCUCCGAGGCAGCUGCGGGGGGACAUCAGAGUACUAUCCUCAUGUUGACGGAGAAGGGUGCGGAUGUGAAUAGUCGGGGUCAGUUUGAGCGCACACCCCUCUACCGUGCUGCGUUCGCUGGAAACUUGGCAGCCGCGCAAGUACUUCUGACGCAAGGCGCCGAUCCCAGACUGUACGCGAGUGACGGGAUGCAACCGCAACACGUGGCAGCCUCUGACGACAUGAAGAACCUUCUAGAAGAGUGGGACAUCUCUGUGACGGAGAGACUGCUGGAGAGUCUUCAGGCGGAGAUCGAGAGGAGGAGGAGGGAGGACAAGGCCACUUGUGAAUCACACACUGACAAAAUGCAAAGUGAGGUUGACAAGGCUCAGAAGAUUUAUCAGUCCUGCCAGAAACAGCUUGAAAAUGCGCUCUGUGAGCUGAACAGACGAAUAUACGAGCAUGACAAAUGUGUCAGAAAACAUCAGGAGAAAAUUCACAUCACGCUCAAGGCGAUCGAGGAUGCACAGGAAAAAGUUGAUGAGAAACAAGUGGAGACAGACAAGGCCAAAGACAGACUGGACAGAGCUAAAGUGUCCUUAAGAGAGCAGAAAAGAACUAUCGCACAAGCAGAGAGAAUGGACUCUGGGCUGGAUGCUCCAGAUCUUCCGGGAGAGAAAGUUGCUGUGCGAGAACUGGACGAUGUUCUACUCCGGGAUGUCGGCAACAAAAUUGCAAGCAACCCUAAGUGGCCCCUGCUGAUAGACAUGAAGGGCCAGGCGUCCACUUUUCUGAGGUACAGAGACACCAACUACCUCAUGGCUCUCUCCCCCCAGGACAUGGAGACAGAGUCGCUCCGAAUGGCACUCCUAGGAGCACUGAGAUUUGGGAAGCCGUUCGUGAUUGAUAUGAUGCAAGUGGAGAUGUUAGACACGGUAUGCGACAGACUCAACGAGAUAGGAAGCAGCUGCCCCGAUAACCCAACUGGUGGAUCAGAAGACACCACUGUGUCCCAGAUGCUCAUUGACAAGACCAUAGCUAAACAAGAAAACUUCAGAUGUUUGCUGCGUGAAAAUGACUCGAAAGAAUACAAACUCAGUAAUUUCACCGAGGACAAAUUGUCGAACUUCAAGUUUUUCCUCAUUACCAAAUUAUCCCAACCGUCAGAAACCCUUUUGGAAAAGUUCAACCCUCUCAGGGUUCAUAUCCCAGGUGCAGAUGCGUUUGCGGACAUUGACUGAACAAAUUGACACUUUUACAGUGAAAUUAAAACGAUAUUUUGACAAAAUACAAUUUAGUAAUAGAAAAAAAACUGA